Molecule: messenger RNA, 8249 nt
Organism: Dermacentor silvarum
Lineage: Eukaryota; Metazoa; Arthropoda; Arachnida; Ixodida; Ixodidae
Product: sodium-dependent phosphate transport protein 3-like
Biological process (GO): monoatomic anion transport; transmembrane transport
Molecular function (GO): transmembrane transporter activity
Source: RefSeq, a predicted model, not a curated record
AGUUGCGGAUAGUGCGCGGCGGGGCCAAAUUCCGAUUUCAGCGUUCGGUAGCGCUGCAUAUUUAGAGGCGGCGGCGGCGGUGUGGCGUGUCGUGUUUCCAAAUGCUCGCCGUGGUCGUUGGCUCGGCGUCCCGCAUUGUCCCUUGCGCCAGUCGUGUGAUGCACGGACGAAAACCGACUGGCCAUUUCGGGCGCACACCGUCAGCAACAGUCGGUGCACGUGAGACUGCAAGCAGCAUGACAACAAACCACACGUGAGCAAGCAUCCUUGCGCAACACGCGCUCUUCCGAGACGGGUGCCAGCUUGCACGCGCUGUCUCGCCGCAUUCGUGUACCUGCCAGCUGCACGGUGCGCUUCGGUUUCCGCGGCUCUGAUGUGAAAGCUGCGAAUCAUGGCGAAAUGUCGUGUGCCGGGGCGUUACUUGCUCCUAGCCCUGCUCUUCGUCGGCAACACGAUCCUCUCAACACACAAAUUUGAUCUGGGCAUUGCAAUUUUGGCCAUGACUACCAGGUGCCUGCCACAGACGAAGCUGGCUGGUCUUGUACCCGGUGAUUCCUGGCUGCAGCAUGACAAUGACACAUUAGCAAGACAGUUCAAUGCUUCUGGCACUGCUGCAGUGAACAGCAGUGAGGAAACUGAAGACAGUGCCUUCUUCACAACCACACCUGCAGUGUCAUUGGAGGAGGAAAGCGCAGGAGCACCUGUAUUCUCAUGGUCACCUUCAGUGCAAGGUGUCAUCCUGGGUGCAUACUUCUAUGGGGUAAUUAUGCCCCAGGUUCUGGGUGGUCGUCUGGCGGAGCGCUUCAGUGCCAAGUGGACCCUGCUGGCAGGGCUGCUUACUUCCUCAGCAAUGACAUCGGCAACACCAUGGAUAGCCACAUUAGGUGUCGCACCUCUAGUCGCACAUCGGAUACUCCUGGGGUUCGUGCACGGCCUGAGUAUGCCAUCGUCAGUUGCCCUGGUGGCACGGUGGGCCCCCCGACGGGAGCGGUCAACUUUUGUAGCAGUCGUGUUCUGCGGCCGGUACAUGGGCAUUGUGGUGGCCACCCUGCUCUUUGGUCAUCUCUCCUCCUUGUCGGUGGCCGGAGGGUGGCCCUUUGCCUUCUACAUGUCUGGUCUACUGGGGUUCCUGUGGCUAGCCCUGUGGUUCUUCCUGGCCUUUGACGAUCCUGCCCGUGACCCAAAGGUGUCCGCUGCGGAGCUUCGCAAUAUACAGGCAGCGGAUGGAGCCGGACCGUUCAAAGCCAACGCAGCGAAGAGGCCGCUGCCAUGGCGAGCUGUGUUCACGUCUGCACCUGUGUGGGCCCUGGUGGCAGCCCGGUUUUCCAACCUGUGGGUCUCCAUGCUGCUGUUCACGAAGCUGCCAGCGUAUGUCGAAGGUGUCCUCGGGAUGUCCCUGAGUCAGAAUGCCAACUUCAGCGCACUCGUGUUUGCCUUCACCAUUGUGUCAAUGCUGGGCUCAGGCUUGAUCGCGGACUGCCUGCUUCGUUGCGGCUUCCAGACCACACUUGUCCGGAAAGCAUUUCAGCUCACUGCCAACUUUGGCCCCACGCUGUGCCUUCUGUGUCUGACCUUGGCCGGAACGAACCAGUGGCUCGUGCUAUUUCUGCUGGUCGUCGGCAAGGUCACACUGGGUGCCUUCACGGCUGGAAAUGCGGCUGCAGUGGUUGAUUUGGCUCCCAUGUACUCGGCUACUCUUAAUGGGAUGAUCACAACAUUUGGACAGACCACAGGAGUGCUGGCUCCUUUGGUUGCUGGACUGAUGUCAUCCUCUGCAAACGGUGAUAAGGUGACACAGUGGACGCACAUCUUCUACCUUGCAGCCGCCGUAAGCUUUGCCGGCGGUGUUGUGUUUGCCAUCUUUGGCUCAGCCGAGCGGCAACCUUGGGCUGACCCCAGCGGCGUUGCCACCGCCAGACAACAACAAUCAGUCCCGCCGUCGAACUGUGGUGACCCGGUGGCAUCUGCAGAGGAUGGUGUCAUCGCAGCCAGCACAGCGCUUCUUGGUACACCAGCAUCACCAGACACAGCAGAGAUGUCACCCGCCAAGAAGCUUUGACGCUAGUGAGGUUUUUGGAGACUGCUUCAUUGGUGUAGUCGACAUUGUGCUGAGACUGCUUUGCUUUGGUCUAACAGCAGCGGAAAUGAUUGACGCUGAAGAACAUGAUGCACAGAUGUGUGAAGAACAAUUUCCAUUUGCGAAUGGAUACGAAGUUAUUGACUAAGAUCAGUUAAGUCUAAUGGUGCAUUCGACGGGUCGGUUUUGACCACUCUGAGCAUUCCAGUGAUGAGAUUUACAUUCGGCUGAUAGAAAUUGAGCACUCAAAACACAUUUGUGUGGUUCAUCCAUUGUGCAGCACUAUGGUUCAGAACAGUCAGAGGCACUCUCACCUUCAAGCUGGGAUUGCAACCAAAAUUCGACAGAAUUUCAGUCACCUAGCUCCUCUGAUUGCUCUGGGAACAGCUGAAUGUUUGGCCCGUAGCGACUUUCUGCGGCUUCUAUCUUGAGAGAUCUCUGUAACACCUAGCUCGGUAAGAGCCAGUCAAAUGCACUGCAAGAAAGACAAACACAGCACUCUGGGCACAGCCUUUGUGUCACAUUGUCUUCUUGUGGGCCGUUCUUGGUCGACUCUGAAUAACCAACUUGCUCAGGCUUUGACAUUGUACAGAAAGUGUGUGCAACUGUCACACAGUGCCUUGUCCUCACAAUUUUUUGGACUCUUGCAAAUGCCAAGUUACCGCGUGUUCACGAUCAUUGUAGACAUAUCCUGAAGGGUGUCACAUGUUGCUGCUGUCUUUAAACUGCCUGCCAAAAGGAGACAUUUGUUGUCGUACAAGGUGUGGUGUACAGUAGGCGGGAACGGGAAAAUUCCUGGGGGAGAAUCAUGGGCUUCUGGGGCAAUUGUACUUUCGGUCUAUGACUAGUCAUUACGUGCAGCUAAAGCUGAACUUUGUGCUGGUUGGUGAGACAAUACUGGGGUUCUUGAAAGCAGUUUCUAAAGGGCUUGGAAUUCUGAAAAGGGUACACUGCAAGUUUCGUAGAUUCUAGGUCUUUGUAAUAGUAGUCACUUCCAGUGACCCGGGAAAGCAGUCCAGGGCACGUGUUUUGUAUUGUUCUAUUUUGUUUUUCAUUCUCCUUUUCUGAUCGUACACUGCAGCGACUGGCUUAUCCCAGUGAUAACAGUAGUGCAGUGGCGUCCAAGCUGAUGAUGAAGAGAUAACAAAUUUUAAUUAAAUAGAUCACUUGAUUAUGGUGGCCCACAGGUGGAUUGUCUGAACACAGUAUACCUGGAGCUAACAAAGAAUGUGCAUAGUGACCAUGCUGUGUAAAGAAUUCUACUUGGUUAUUUGCUUAAAAACGACGGAUCAAAGCCCACCUGUUGUUGGGGGCCAUACGUGAUGACCAUUCUUUUCUUGUUCUGUAGGGUUGGCGGUGAUGUCAAAAGUGCAAAAGCAGUAUCGAGAGAUUUCGCACGAAUGCAUUGAUGUGUGACGUUCCACAAGUCGCAGGCAUUCGAAGUCCUAAAAAGAUUCUUUUGAAUUGCUUUGCGGGGAUCUAUAUAAAAGUUGAUGACCGAUAAUUUGGACUCCACAGGGAAUCUUAAAGACCCCGAACGGGGUCGUUAAGGUAAUAAAAUGAAAUGAAUGUAAUUAAGUCCAAACUAUCGAAUGUCUCAAAAUCGAAUGUAUCCAGAAAAGAUCGUUUUAUUUACGUUUUGAGGCCCCUGUGCAAGGAAGCAGCGGUCGAUGUGUUGCUGCACGCACUUCCACUUAUGUGCAAGCAAGUCCACCUGUAUUUCUGCCAGUGUUGUGUUGUCGCUGUACGCAGAUGCAAGAACGGCAAAGGCUUGAGUCGGAUCUGCAUGUGAAGGCUCCAGAGUACACGGCACUUCAUCAUCAUCAUCCAAGUCGGAGUCGCUGUUUGACGGCGGGAGAACUUGCUCAAUUAUUUCGUCAUCGUUCAGUUUUACAGAAGACGACACUGCGCUGUCGACGUCUACAAAGUCUUAAGAUGUAACAGCAGCAGGAAUCGACACACUGCAGCCUCACACGUCAUCAGUGAUGUCCGCAUUUGAGCUCGUUGUGGUCGGCGGUAGUUCACGCUCUUCAUUAGCGGAGUCAGGCUCAUUAUCGAAGAUAAAUCCAGCACGAUGGAAAUAAUUGCCGAGUGCGUCUGCUGACACUGCCUUCAAGGCAUCAGCAAGAAUGCUCACGAUGGACAUCAAGUCCACGUUGUACUUCAUCUGACUGUCUAAGCACAGUAUCACAUGGUGGUGCAGCAGGCGGGAACGAUAGAGCACUUUUAAAUUCUUGAUAAUACCUUGAUCCAUAGGCUGGAGAACACUGGUUGUGUUUGGUGGCAGGUAUUCUAUCUCAGUCACUUUCAUACUGCUGAUCGGGGUGUGGCCACUGCAGUUGUCCACGAACAGAAGGAACUGAAACUUUCGGUCCAACUUGCAUAAUUAUCCUUCAAACAAGUGUUGUGUGAUCCACUUCUUAGUAUUGGCCUCGUAUCGCAUAGGCAAAGUCUUUUUUAAAGCAUCGAGGGUUUUUCGAUUUGCCGAUGACUAAUAGCGGACACUUUUGUGGCCCCAAGUGUUGCUGCCUACAACAGUGAGUUGUUCCUUACUAAGCUUCCCACCGUGGCAAGAUUCUCCAGACAGGGCAAGUUUCUUGUCUGGCAGCAGCCUAUAGAUUGUGGGUUUUGCCCAAUUACUGACCUAAUUUACCAAAAGAAGCAAGAAAUGGGGAAAAUAUUUGUACUUCAUCACUAUCAUCACCAUUUAUUGUAACCUUAAGGGUUGGGAUCCUUGCGAGGUGUUACAUAAAGGGGGGACAAUGUUAAAGAUACUGGCAUUCAUCAGUCGGGUGUGUUCAUUCAUAAAAUUAUACGUUAAAUAAACAAGCUCUGACACAGUAUAUCACUAGGCAAACAAGCAGUCGCUUUUACUGUACAAUAAAUUAACGAGUUGUGACACAGUAAAAAAAAUAAACGUUUUAAAAUAAAAAUAAUGGAACAGCAGAAAAUACAAAUUAGUUUACUUAAACAACAUGAUGAAUGGAAAGAAAGAUAUGAAAUGUUAUAACGUUAAUUGUUUCAUUAACAAGUCUGAAUUUUUUAUGAUCACAUUCAUGGACAAUGUGAUCAGGCAAACAGUUCCAUGAUCCAAUCACAGAGGGUAGGAACGAUUAAUUAAAAUCCUUAGUUGAUCCGUGCAGGCACUUAAUCGUAGCCACCCCCACCGCCAUUUUGAUUAUCUCGCCUCCUCAAACCUGCGCUAUCACACGCAGAUACGCUGGCAGCCGCAGUGACCACCGCGGCAACGCUAGGCCUAGCUACUUCGACGGCCAAGCUUCUUUUUGUAUGGUGCUGUGUUUUUCAUUCAAACAAUUCGCCACUGCUAGCAAUGGCACCAACUCCGCCUUUAUAAUCCUCGCCUGUGUCUUGGAAACUCUGAAAGCACGGCGCGUUGCAUAAUGCCGGUUCCCGAAAGUCAGCUUCGCCUUUGUACAGCUGUGUUAUGCAGUGAAGCAUACGCGAAGUAUUGCAGGUGAAGCAUAUUAAGAGUGGGAAGAGGCAAUUGUCACGGCACGCAGUAUGUAUUCCUUAAUUAUACAUGCAUACACACGGCCGUCUUCUAUCAUAGUACAAGUUACGAUACGCCUAAUAGGUGUACUGGCAGGCCUUCAGAGCUAUUUGGGACGUGCCUGUGGCUAUUUGAGCUCUUGGGGGCAGUAAAAGGCAUGCAUUCAUUUUUGCGGACUGCCAGAUUUUUCCGAUGUUUUCGCGGCCUCUAGGGAGUCCGAAAUAUCAGACGUUGACUGUAUAUGGAACAGCUAUAAAAUCUCCUUGAAAAUUUCUGUAUAAAGCUUUUAUUUUUUACAUCGAAUUACCUAUAUAUUGCAUUUUUGUGAUCCACUUCAGAUUCGAUAUAUCCGGCUUAGACUGUAUAUUCAAAUUUCAUUAUUAUACGUGUUGAAAGUGAGCAGCUACAAUAAUUGGAGGCAUCAUUUUAGUUUCAGAUAGAACCUCUAUAUCAAAGCGCGCUUCAUAAUACAUUGUUUAUAUUUUUCAUUUCCGUUCUUAUGAUUGGUUUCUUUGCAAAUCUAAUCUUUACGCAUUUGCAUACUAACAAGCACAAGAUAUACAUACUACAUAAACAUACGCCAUCAGCUUACACACCUGAUGGCUGUUAGUUGCAUGCAUUACUAUGUGGCAUGCACUGACAGGCAGAACUAAGCCUAGCAAGUCACACAAAACUGUGCAUUUCACUCAUUUUGUUGCACUAGUGAGCUUCAUCAUCAUUCAAUAUUUUUUAUUAUCUAUGUGUUAUGUGUCCUGCUCACUUUUUGUACUACCCACUGAAGUGACUGUAGACAAUCGUGUCACAAAAUGCACACUUUUACCAGCAUUUUGUAGAGGUGACUGUGCCGAUUUCUGAAGAAGAAAAGAAUUUUUGUAAGAUUUGUACUGUGCUUUCGUGUUACUCCGUUUCCCCCAAAGGGAAAAAUGAGAAUUGAGGUGUGUUCUAAUCCGCACAUUUUUGCUUGUUGUACACAGUUUUUGUAAACUGUUUCUGCGAACCUGAAUCUUUAGUGCAUUGAUCGCCCAGUGGUCUCCAAGUGCCUCAAGAAAGUUGUCCAGCGACUUCUAACCCUUGAAAUAAGUCACGCAAACAAAAAUCCUUUUUGUGUCAUUGUAAAAUGGCCAAAGCAGUGCAGCACGAAAAGAUUUGGCAACACAAUUAAUGCCGAACACUGUUCAAAUUUCUGCACAGGCUUUGGCAUAUGACAUUGUAGGUCAUAUGCCAUCAGUACCAUCGUGCUCCAUACAAUGUCAUCCGAGACACGUGAUGUCAAGUUUCUUAUCAAGUAACAAAGCUUUUUUAUGAGAGUUUUGGUGUGUGGUCUGUUGAUGCCUGCUCAAAUAUGCAGUAAAUUCUUUUAAUCGUAGAACAGAGUACACAUAGGACACAGGGACACUUAAGAGGUACAUUAAUCUGGACUGGCAAUUUGCGCUUCUCAAAUAGUGAAAAGGACGCUUUGUAAGUCAGAAAUGACAAAAAAAUUGAAAAACAAGUGAGUGCCUGGCCUAGGUAUACCAGCACCAGUUUUUCACAGUGUCUGGGAUUUUGACAGCAUCUGCUUAAGACCAAUUAACUGUUUAUCGAUAAGGAUUACAUUGUAUUGCAAAGGAAGCAGAAACUCAAACUAGCACGUUUUGAAACGUUGUCUUUUAAAAACUGUCUACUGUAAUGUCACACUGACAUGCGUGCGAGAUUUGAGAAGGGGAAGUUUGGCCCUCAUUUUCUUCUCUGGUAAUUAGCAGUUUUCUACCAAAUAAAUAGCUAAUACAAUUUUCAAAGAAUGCAUUACCAGUCUAAGCUGAUGUAGUGACAUUCUUUAUUCCCUCUUUAAAUCACUAAAUAAUCACCGUACUCCCAGGUGAUCUUCUUAAAUAUGAAAUGCAAGGCAAACAGGUGAGACAGGGUAAACCUUUGUAUCUUCAGGCAUUGUGCCAAAGCUGGUUGUCUUUGUGCCUGUGUGUCCAUUGUUGCACGUUAAAGAACGUUUUAAUAUGACUUUGAUCUCUGUUUUAAUCACAAACUUUCGGUUUGCAUUUACGAGUGUGCUUGUUUUUAUCAUGGCAAGUGUGGUAGUGUUGCGUGUAAGCUGAGCAUUUCGGACAAACUGUAGUUUUGUCAAUUUCGCUUGUAGCGUGUUUGUUUGCACGUUUGUUUGGAAUGGUAAUGAGCUUCUCACUCUUUCUUAUGUGUCAGAUUUGCUUGAGUCAUUUCCUGUACAUCUUGCGUGCAUAUUUAUUUUGUUAAACACUUCGCAAUUUACUGUUACUGGUACGUUGCAGUUGCAGUAGGGUUCUCUAGACACAUCUGCAAAGUGUUCCUUGGAUUGACGCCUGUGGUUCCUACAAAACAGGCAGAAUAAUUAUAUUCAUCUCCGAUGUGAGAAAGGCUUCAGUUAUUCAGUAAUUUGUACGGUUGGCAUUUUUAAACGUGGUUUGUCAAAAACACGUUUCUUUUUCUUCCGGUGAAAUACUUCUAGUCAAGGUCUUGUUCAAGUGAUUGUGUCACGACGCAGCACACCUUGUCUUGUCACAAACUGUUUACUUGUUUUCUCGUUGGCUUUUCCGUUUGUAAGAACCAGUGGAGUGUUUUAGUGAGUUGUGCAGUGUGUAAUGGCCUACCACUUGUUUCAACUUGGAAAUUUUAUAAAUAAAGCAGUGUGCC